Saimiri boliviensis boliviensis (Bolivian squirrel monkey) is the source of this 1546-nucleotide messenger RNA. RefSeq names its product chondromodulin (gene CNMD). Lineage: Eukaryota; Metazoa; Chordata; Mammalia; Primates; Cebidae. The record is from RefSeq and is a predicted model, not a curated record. Gene Ontology annotation, biological process: negative regulation of endothelial cell proliferation; negative regulation of angiogenesis.
GAAGAGGGCAUCCGGGAAUGCAGGACGAGCUGCCCGGGGCGGGAGAGAGAAGGGAGGAGAGAGGUGAGGUGCUGGAAGGGGUGGGGACCGCUGGGCUGGCCCAGGCGGGACCGUGCACCGUGUGUGCGCGCGGCGUUGAAAUGCCCUGCACGUCGGGGCAGCGGGACAGAGCCCAGGACGCGCGGGAAGUCUCCGAGUGCCUCGCUCCUCCCGCCGCAACCAUGACAGAGAACUCCGACAAAGUUCCCAUUGCCCUGGUGGGGCCUGAUGACGUGGAGUUCUGCAGCCCCCCGGCCUACACCACGGUGACGGUGAAGCCCUCCAGCCCCGCGCGGCUGCUCAAGGUGGGAGCCGUGGUCCUCAUUUCGGGGGCGGUGCUGCUGCUCUUCGGGGCCAUCGGGGCCUUCUACUUCUGGAAGGGAAGCGACAGUCACAUUUAUAAUGUCCAUUACACCAUGAGUAUCAAUGGGAAAUUACAAGAUGGGUCAAUGGAGAUAGAUGCUGAGAACAACUUGGAGACCUUUAAAAUGGGAAGUGGAGCUGAAGAAGCAAUUGAAGUUAAUGAUUUCCAGAAUGGCAUCACAGGAAUUCGUUUUGCUGGAGGAGAGAAGUGCUACAUCAAAGCGCAAGUGAAGGCUCGCAUUCCUGAGAUGGGCGCCAUGACCAAACAGAGCAUCUCCUCCGAACUGGAAGGGAAGAUCAUGCCAGUCAAAUACGAAGACAAUUCUCUUAUCUGGGUGGCUGUAGAUCAGCCUGUGAAGGACAACAGCUUUCUGAGUUCUAAGGUCUUAGAACUCUGUGGCGGCCUUCCUAUUUUCUGGCUUAAACCAACCUAUCCAAAAGAAAUCCAGAGGGAAAGAAGAGAAGUGGUAAGAAAAAUUGUUCCACCUACCACGAGAAGACCACGCAGUGGACCACAGGGCAGCCCAGGCGCUGGAAGACUGAAUAAUGAAACCAGACCCAGUGUUCAAGAGGACUCACAAGCCUUCAAUCCCGACAAUCCUUACCACCAGCAGGAAGGUGAAAGCAUGACGUUCGACCCUAGACUGGAUCAUGAAGGAAUCUGUUGUAUAGAAUGUAGGCGGAGCUACACCCACUGUCAGAAGAUCUGUGAACCCCUGGGGGGCUAUUACCCAUGGCCUUAUAAUUAUCAGGGCUGCCGUUCAGCCUGCAGAGUCAUCAUGCCAUGUAGCUGGUGGGUGGCCCGUAUCUUGGGCAUGGUGUGAAAUCACUUUAUGUAUCACGUAUUGUAAAGUAAGAACUAGCUGAAGAGACAACCAAAGCAGCAUAAGGCAUGUUGAUGCCAGUGGGACCACAAAGUAUUUUUACACUCAACCUGAGCGGUUAUUCUUGAAAAUCUUGGAAUUUUUCUCAACUGUUUUCCAGAACUUUAGUAUGUGCAAAUGUACUGAAAGGGUAGUUCAAGUCUAAACUGCCAUAACCCCUUUAUUAUAUGUUAUUUUUUAUUUGCUUUGCUUUGCCAUGUCUUCCUUGCUUGCAUCUUCAAAGCUAUUUUAAAUAAACAUGAAAAAUUAUCUACAAUUUG